Messenger RNA from Lodderomyces jiufengensis, 1080 nucleotides. RefSeq lists its product as uncharacterized. The record is from RefSeq and is a predicted model, not a curated record. Bases 1 to 1080 code for a protein of 359 amino acids. NCBI's taxonomy places the organism in Eukaryota, Fungi, Ascomycota, Pichiomycetes, Serinales, Debaryomycetaceae. Gene Ontology annotation, molecular function: oxidoreductase activity. Gene Ontology annotation, cellular component: mitochondrion. The transcript has a single exon.
AUGGCUUUCACAUCACCAACUAUAUCUUAUAAAGCAUACGCUUACAAGAAUGGUAAUUACCCAAUUGAAAUUAUAGAUGAAACAAUUCAUUUAGUCAAAGGACCAAAUGGAGAAUUUAUUGCACCAAAAGGUAAAAUAUUAUUAAAAAUAAAUUAUGCUUCAUUAAAUCCAGUUGAUUAUAAAUUAUAUCAUAUAAAACCAUCAUUUUUAAAAUUUAUUAAUGAUAAACAAGGAUUUGGUAGAGAUUUUAGUGGUCAAGUUAUAUCAAUUGGUUCAAAUACUAAUACUGAAGUUAAAGUUGGAGAUUUUGUUCAAGGUAUAUACACACCUAUGUUAGAUAAAGGAUCUUGUGCACAAUAUCUUUUAUUAGAUCCAAAAAAUUCUCCUAUUACUACAAAACCAACAAAUAUUGAUUUAGCUAAAGCUGCUUCAUGGCCAUUAGUUUUAGGUACUGCUAUUGGAUUAUUAAAAAAUUUACCAUUAAAAAAUAGUAAAAUUGCUGUUUUGGGAGCAUCAACUUCUGUUGGUAGAUAUGUUGUUCAAUUAGCAAGAAUUGGUGGUGCGAAAGAAAUUAUUACAACCAAUAGUUCAAAAAAUGAACAAUUGAUUAGCGAGUUAGGAGCAACUUCACAAAUCGAUUAUAGAAAACAUCCAAAUUUCUUACCUCAAUUUUUAGAAAGUGUCAAAGAGUCAGGUGAAUUUGAUUUUAUUAUCGAUACUUUUGGAGGUGCACAAUUAUUUCCCGAAAUAAAUCAUAUCUUGAAAAAAGGAGGUGCUUAUCAUUCAAUUGUUGGUGAUGCACCAGGUCAUGGAUUUGCUGCAUUAAUUGGAAGUAUUAAAUCUAUUACAAGACAAUUACGCUCAAAAUUAGGAUUAAUUGAUUAUAAUUAUCAAAUUUCAUUAUUAGAUAAUAUGGGUGGGUGGAUUAAUGGAGCAAGAGAUUUAAUUCAACAAGAUAAAUUAAGAAUUUUUAUUGAUUCAGUAUAUCCUUUUGAAGAAUUAAAACAAGCUAUUGAAAAAUUGGAAAGUGGUAAAGCUGAUGGUAAGAUUUUAAUUGAAGUUGAAAAACCAUUAGCAUAA